ACCAAACAUUUUACUUCCGAAUUCGCAAGCAAACACAGUUUCGUUUUCAGUUUCGGAAUCAAUAUACAACACGCCGAUCGACAUCGUCCGUGAACGCAGUAUUAACAUCAGAACCGAUUUCGAUUUGUCUUUAGUUUGUUGUUUGUUUCUCGCCUCGUCGUGUAUCAGUAUCAUUUUAAGUACGCUCACUGGCGCUCUCGAGUACCAGAGUGUCUGCCAGCCUGCUUGCCUCCCUGCCAAUGCUAGACUGGUUUAGUUUAAUUAAUCAAAUGACAUAGCGAUUAACAACAGUGAUUUUUAGAAUAUUGUUUCAAUUUUAUAAAAGGAAAAAAAAAAGAAAUAAAACAAAAAUAAUUGCCAUUAUGUAUGUAAAUUAAAUUAAAACAAAAGAAAAAACAGACAACUGCGCCACCAAAGAUAAAAACAACGCCAUUGUAUUGCCUUUCAAAUAAGCUGAGAGCCCAAACAGUACAAAAAAAAACAAAGCAAAACCAAUUGCACACAGCACUUUAUAUAAAAGGAAGUCAAAACACCAUUCUCAGAGAUCCUUAUCUCUCACAAAACUAUACUUACCAUAUUAAAGCACUGACAGUGUGAGAGAGAGAGAGAAAGAGAACCAAACAACGAAUUUAUAAAAUAGUUCCUAAUUUAACAAAACUACCUACAACAAAUCCUCUUUAUCAAAAUAACGGCUUUUAACGCCUUUCAAGUAGUUCCUAUUAAAAUCGCGCUAUAGAAAAACGUGUUUUUCAUAAUAGAAAUCACAUUUGAUGUGUCAAUAGUUUAUUAACAGCAACAAUUUGCAAAACAAGCCAGUGAAAACUCACAACUAUUGCACACAUACACACAUUAACAAUUGCAACAGCUGUAGCAGCAGCAGCAGCAGUGCACAACAAUAACAACAACUGCGACCACCAUUCAUUAAAGUGCGCGUAGUAAUAUGUCAGGCUUGGGCUUAAUUCUGUUAUCGAUGAUGGGUCUUGGCCACCAAAUGCAACCACAACAUUCAGGCAUAGUCACAAGGGCAGAAUGGGGUGCCCGUAGCCCCAAGUUAGUGGAACAUUUUCCGGGACCAGCACCAUUUGUGAUAAUACAUCAUUCAUAUCAGCCGGCUGCAUGUAACACAAAUGAAGAUUGUCGCAAAGCCAUGCGUGCCAUGCAGGACUAUCAUCAAUUGACUCAUGACUGGAAUGACAUUGGCUAUAGUUUUGCCAUUGGUGGUGAUGGCAUGAUUUAUGUGGGUAGAGGUUUCAAUGUCAUUGGAGCACAUGCACCCAAGUACAAUGAUAAGAGUGUGGGAAUUUGUCUAAUUGGUGAUUGGAGAACUGAAAUGCCUCCCCCACAAAUGUUGCAGGCUGCCAAAGAUUUGAUAGCUUUCGGUGUGGCCAAGGGCUAUAUACACCCCCAAUUUAAAUUGAUGGGUCAUCGUCAGGUACGAGACACAGAGUGCCCGGGUACUCGUCUUUUCAAUGAGAUAUCAACGUGGGAUCAUUUUAGCCCCAAGCCCAAUACCACCGAAAAUGAAGUCAAUUAAUUUUUUUUAAUUGCACUAAGCCAACACCCACCUCCCAAAUAUAUAUUAUUAAUUAAUUAUUGUAUUAGUUAAAAAAAUUUGUAAUUAUUGUAUGUAAGAUCUUGUUUUUUAAGUUAGACAAUACAUGAAUUAAUUCAAUAAUUCAUGUUAAUAUACCAACAUGCACAGAUGUCUGCAAUGUUUUGGGAUGUGUGCAUGAUGGAAAGAAAAUAUAUGUAUGAUUUGUAAAAUAGAAAA
This is a messenger RNA of Stomoxys calcitrans (stable fly), 1771 nucleotides long. RefSeq names its product peptidoglycan-recognition protein LB (gene PGRP-LB). The coding region runs from base 941 to 1534 and encodes 197 amino acids. The transcript is spliced from 3 exons. Lineage: Eukaryota; Metazoa; Arthropoda; Insecta; Diptera; Muscidae. The record is from RefSeq and is a predicted model, not a curated record. Gene Ontology annotation, molecular function: zinc ion binding; peptidoglycan binding; N-acetylmuramoyl-L-alanine amidase activity. Gene Ontology annotation, biological process: peptidoglycan catabolic process; innate immune response.